AUGAACUUUGCAGUAAGAGUUAGGCCAUUCAGUCCCGCAGAGCAGGCACAACGGCCUCAAACACCGACCAACAAGUUCAACCUCUCAGCGGAUGCCUCACUCUCUAACGGGUUUGGUAACGUCAGCAGUCGAAGCGACCACACCAACUCGAGCGCCAGCACAACAAAGUCCUCGGCAGGACUUCGCAAAGUAGUCGACGUUUUGGAUGAUAAUGUCCUUGUCUUUGACCCUCCAGAUGCAGAGAGUAUCUCAAAAUACAAACGGGCACUGCUACCAGUACAGGCGUAUCGUCGAUUCAAAGAUAUGCGCUACGCAUUCGAUCGUGUUUUUGAUGAGGAUUCCCAGCAGCAAGAGGUUUUUGAAAAUACGACAAAACAUUUGAUCGACGGUGUCCUUGGUGGCUACAAUGGCACACUAUUCGCUUAUGGAGCGACCGGAUGCGGAAAGACUCAUACAAUCAGUGGUACACCAGAGAAGCCCGGCAUCAUCUUCCUCACUAUGCAGGAGCUCUACGUGCGAAUCAAGGAGUUGGAGGAUGAAAAGACGAUUGAGAUCUCCCUUUCAUAUCUGGAGGUCUACAAUGAGGCCAUCCGUGAUCUACUGGCCAAGCCCACCCCAGAUACUGUAAAACCACAGGCGCUGCAUCUCAGGGAAGACUCAUCAAAGAGAGUCACUAUUGCUGGACUCUCAGAGCAUCAUCCCAAAGGAAUGGAUGAGCUCAUGGAGUUGGUGUUCAAGGGCAACGAAAACAGGACGAUAUCGCCAACAGAGGCCAAUGCCACAUCCUCUCGAUCACAUGCUGUUCUUCAGAUCAACAUCUGCCAGCGACUCAGGACAGCAGACAUCUCGGAGGAUUUCACUAUGGCAACACUUUCUCUUAUCGACUUGGCAGGAAGUGAGAGGGCCUCAGCUACCAAAAAUCGCGGUAGUCGUUUGAUGGAAGGAGCAAACAUUAACAAGUCACUGCUUGCGCUCGGCAACUGCAUCAACGCGCUUUGUGAAAACCGGCCAAAGUCGCAUAUACCCUAUCGAGACAGCAAGCUGACACGGCUUUUAAAAUUUUCCCUUGGCGGCAACUGCAAAACGGUCAUGAUCGCCUGCGUGAGCCCAUCAAGCAGGCACUAUGAAGAGACCCACAAUACGCUCAAAUACGCGAACCGGGCCAAGAAUAUCAAAACUAAGGUCACUAAGAACACCAUGAACGUGGACCGGCAUGUCUCUGAGUAUGUCCAGGCGAUCUAUGAACUGCGACAGGAGGUAGCAGAGCUUAAAAGUCGACUAAAAAAUCAAGCCAAAGGCGAGGGAUUCGAGAAGGCGCAGCAGAAACAGGAGAUACUCGGCCGUGCAUUCGAUGAUACAAUCAGGAAAAUGCGGGCAACAUUCCAGACGGCACGGUCACAGGAAUUGACCUAUGCACAGUUCCAAUCACAGUUGUUCAUCGCCUCGGCGCGACUCUCAGGACUUUACCGAUGGAGAGCUGGCUUUGAA
Molecule: messenger RNA, 1488 nt
Organism: Gamsiella multidivaricata
Lineage: Eukaryota; Fungi; Mortierellomycota; Mortierellomycetes; Mortierellales; Mortierellaceae
Product: P-loop containing nucleoside triphosphate hydrolase protein
Exons: 4
Biological process (GO): microtubule-based movement
Molecular function (GO): microtubule binding; ATP binding; microtubule motor activity
Source: RefSeq, a predicted model, not a curated record